AUGGCGGAUAGAGAUGGAAAUGGAGUAACGGUGUUACGUGUUGGAUGCAGACCCCCCGUCAGCUACCCGUCAGCCUUCCCGUCACGCCUACCCGCGUCAGCUGCCGUCAGCCUGCCCGUCAGCCUGCCCGUCAGCUGCCCCAGCCUGCCGUCAGCCUGCCCGUCAGCCUUGCCCGUCAGCCCUACACCCGUCAGUGCUGCCCGUCAGCCUACCCCGUCAGCCUACCGUUCAGUCCUGCCGUCAGCCUGCCCGUCAGCCUGCCGUUCAGCCUGCCUCGCGUCAGCCUGCCCGUCAGCCUACCCUCAGACCUACCCGUCAGCUGCCCGUGUCAGCCUGCCCGUCACCUACCCGUCAGCCUACCGCAGCCUGCCGCAGCUCCGUCAGCCUGCCCGUCAGCCUGCCGUCAGCCUGCCCGUCAGCCUGCGUCAGCCUGCCCGUCAGCCUGCCCGUCUUUCAAAGUUCGGAGCUUAUGGUGUAAAGGAGUGUGGUGUUCAAGGAGUGUUUUCCACGCAGGAUUCAGGAGAGGUAUUCGACCAGCAGUUGCAAGUAGUAAUAACAGCUGUAGUAACGGCAACAGCAGCAGCUAGUGGCUACUACACAUCGAAGGAUGCCCGAUUGACUACAUAUACAGUGUCAACAAAUAUGUCGACGGCGACCACAUAAAAAACUACUAGGAAACUAGGAUGGCGUCGAUUGUCAUAGGGUGCCGCUAUGACCUUGCUACGGUCGAUAAAUUACCAGCGCGUUCAUGGACCCCAUACUAAUAGCAAGAUCUGUUCCUGAGAACAAGGUCUAUGAGAAGUCGUUUGUGCCUGGCACUAGAUGAACUCAAAAAUAUCACGGAAAUGAAGGUUGAGAAGAACUUCUCGAGAAAGUUACAAAAUUCAAAUCUUUAGAAGAUGCCUAGAAGAAGCCUAACAGCUCUCAAGUAAAUAUUUAUAGUACAUGUAUAGAUCUUUAGGAGAUAAUCUAACUGGUUUAUUUGUUAAUACAAAUUUUGUGAAGAAAAUUUCAUUUCUAACUCAAAUACAUGAAAUAGUAAUGUACACAAGGUUGAUCAACCCUAGAAAUCAAUAUGAAGUAUACUUAGUGUAAAAUAUUGGCCUUUGAUGGGGAUUCUGAAUUCCAUGGAGAAGUGUAACCAUGCUAUUGCAAAAUCGUGAAAUAAUACUUCAACUCACUACCCAGAGCUAUCAAUAGCGAAGGUUGAAUGGUAAAAUUACUUGAAUUAUAAUGAUUAUCAAAAUGAAAUAUACUGGUAAUUGUAAAAUUCUGUAAAUUGUAAAUCAAAUAUUUUAUGUAUUGUAUUUAAAUUUCUCUGAAUUAACUGUACUUCUGAAUUUCUUAAUAGAGACCCGCUUUUGAGAAAUUUAAACAGUUUUCUAAUAUAAAGUUUGUAAUUUUACUUAGGGUUUCAAGAACCGUUUAUAAGACCUUACAACGUACUCUUGGCCUAUAUUUUUUAAAUGGAUAUUUUCAGCAUUUUGGGGAAUCUUAAUUGGAAUUUCACUUGAAAUUUUCAGAACAGUAUUCAGACAUUGUUUCUAGUAUUUGAUUGUGCACUGAUAUUAGGUUAACUAGGUUUUAGAUGAUUAAGCUUGUCAAUUUGAUAAAUGAAGCAGAUUUGUUAAUUACCCAGGUACAGUUUCGAUAAAGGUCUCUAAAAUUAUACCGUUGUACUUCCUAUUCACUUGUAUUUUUAACUGAUUUUGGACUAAAUAUUCUAAAAAUGGCAUAAUGUUAACGUACCUAAUGCAUCUCUUGUGGUUUAAGAAAAUAACUCCUAAACAAGGAAACUCGCAUGUUUCUAUGAAUUUCUGUACUUCAAAGCGCCUGUCUUACAUCAAAAUUGUCGGAUAUUCAUGCCAUACGGGAUGACAAUGUAUUCAAAAAGAAAUAUAGAUUGUAUCUUGCGAUUGCUACCCUGUCUCUGAGUCCCUGCCACUCCGUGUCAGUUUGAUGCAUCAAGGCCGCUAGUCGAAUCAUCUGGAGCCAACUUCAGCUCCGACGGCGCCAACACACACUCAGACGUCUGAUUCGGGUUGGUGGCAGCGCAACAAACUGAGUGAAUUUGCACCUCAAGGAAGGAAAACAAACAAACCGUGUAAACUUUCGUUGGUCCUCCGGAUUACUGUUAACUCAUGUGCUUCUAUUAUAUACAUUAAAAUUAAACUUUAAUUUAUUUGUAAACGAAUAUUGCCUUUUCAUUCAUCUCAAAAGGAAACAGUCCCGCUGUGAUCCAUGUAUGAAGGCGCGCUCUACAAGGCAUCUCUCACCGUGUGGCAUCUCCUAUAAUGUCAAAGGUCAUAAAGUGUAACUGGGUAGUGCACACACUAAUUUUGUAUGCACAAGUGGCCUGUAGCAUCGAAUGUUAACUGUUGGUGUAAUAUGAAAAAUGUCAAUACCUUUUGUGGCACUUUCUUUGAUUAGGGCCUUCACCUGACACCAUGGUCUCCCGCAAAACUGGGAUCCCAUUAAAAAUUUAACGAUGAGAAAGAGGUCUUAACAAUUUUUUGGCAUAUAAAUUGGCAAAAACUAUUACAAAUACAUUUGCUAUUUAACUGAUUUGUUCUUAAACUGUUGGUUCACGCCAAUCAGUCUCCAGUUGGUGUGAACGAUGCGACAUGAACUUAGAACAGUGAACUUACAAAAUUCCUAUGUACAAUUUUCAGAGAAAAGCAGUUUUAAGUAUAGAAUAAAUUUGUGAGAAUACUUGUGGCUUACAAACGUAAAGUGAAACAACUUAUGACUUUUAACGAACUUUUUUAUCAAUGACUAGACACUACUUUUGUAACCUAUUAUAAACCUGAAAUAAAAACUGCAAGC
Messenger RNA from Gryllus bimaculatus (two-spotted cricket), 2826 nucleotides. Lineage: Eukaryota; Metazoa; Arthropoda; Insecta; Orthoptera; Gryllidae. The record is from the annotation of a GenBank genome assembly.